AUGGCACAUGUAGCCUCAAACCGCCAGCAGGCCGCCAUUUUCUCUCCCUCGGUCGCCCGGGCCGCCGCCUCUACUGCCAAGGACUGGACUUACGUCAACAACUGGCUGGUGAGCAAGUACUACAGCAUCGGCGGUAACGACAACACCGAGAGCGAGGGCGACAAGGACGGCUCCGACCCCUCGUCCUUGCCAUCCUCUUCGGCCCCUGCGAAUUUCAGCUCGGCCAGAACCGGCAGGAAGCUCCCCCCCUUCGAGCGGAACCCCGACACUCUCAAAGUUCUGCUCGCCCUCGCUGCCGUCAACGAGGCCGCCGACGAGGACUGCGAUCGGCUUGCCCACCUUGAGGAGGCCGCCCUCGACGCGAUCCGCCGCCGCCAGAGCACCCAACCCCCCCUGCAAUCCGAGGUUGAGGUAGCAAAGGGUGCGGUGACGCAGCCGGACGGCGCCGCCUUCGCCGAGGACCUCCUCGCCGCUAUCCAGGAGAACCUCAGCAGGGAAGGUUGCGCUGCCCUCGACGCCAUGGCCGGUGUCGCCGUCGAGCUCGACGUCGCUUACCCGGAAUCGACCACCCUCGGUGUCGCCCUCGCGUCGCUCCGCGGCCGUGCCCUCGAGCUCGAGGAUGCCACCGCACGUCUCGACCUGUUGUUGCGGCCACACCUCGACCGCGAGACCGCAGCGACGGUCGCCUUUCUCGCUGACCUCGAACGCGGCGACACCUACCAGCCGGCCCCCGACCUCGCCAAACAGAACCUCGAGCUCCAGCGUCGCGUCCGCGCCGGCACCGGCGAUCUCUCCGAAUUGCAAAAGCGCGUCCUCACCCUUGAGCGGACCGUUGGGAUCCCCCCCGUCACUGUUGGUGACGUCAGGGCCGACGAGGACGCCUACCUUGCCUUGCUCGCUCGGAAGAAGGACCUCGAUGCUCAGGUCAAGGCCUUUGCUGGCCUACCCCCGGAUAUUGAGACAGCACGCGCCGAGCUGGAGGCCCUCCGCGCCGAACUGAGGAACGCGACCAAGCAGAGAGACGCAGAUUUCGAGAAGCUAGUAGAACGAGAGAGUCCGGUCAAGAUUAGGAGAAGGCCGUAA
Molecule: messenger RNA, 1083 nt
Organism: Durotheca rogersii
Lineage: Eukaryota; Fungi; Ascomycota; Sordariomycetes; Xylariales; Xylariaceae
Exons: 1
Coding region: 1-1083 (360 amino acids)
Biological process (GO): spindle assembly
Cellular component (GO): HAUS complex; cytosol
Source: RefSeq, a predicted model, not a curated record